UUCCCAGUGCUGACUUUAAAGUUGGGGUAGAUGGAUUGACAAGUUUACAAAUGAGUGGCGUGGCGAGUUUGUCUGAAACGCAGGAUUAGUGCGUCUUCUCACUUCCUUGUAGACUGCGAGUGCGCAGGGAUGUUGUGAGGUUAUCCUGUAUCAUGUGACAGUCGGGGAUCCACGUUUAUCUCUACGGGAAUAAAGUCAGACGUAUUUGAAGAAAACGUUAAGGUCUGAACCAUGGCCAGUGCAUUUAAAAACAUUCGAACGGUAAUGAUCACGGGUGCUAGCCGUGGCCUCGGUUUGCAAAUGGUAGAGACUUUGGUGUCAGGAAACUUUUUUCCGGGGAUAAUAAUAGCGACAGCCCGUAAUCCAGCCGGUGCCAAGGAAUUACAAAGUUUGGCUGGAAAAUAUCCGAGUAUUCAUAUUAUCACUCUAGAUGUUGUGAACCAAGAGAGCAUAGAGAGGGCUGCACAAGAAGUUGACCAGCUGGUAGCGGAAGAUGGACUCAACUGUUUGAUCAAUAAUGCUGGCAUCAAUGUAGUGGCCAACUUUGAGACAGUCACUGCAGAGAAAAUGCUGGAAAACUUCCAUACCAACUCGGUGGCCCCACUGAUGAUCACCAAGGCUUUCCUUCCUAUACUGAAGCGAGCCGCUGCCAAAGGCACAGGCAUGGGCAUCCACAGGGCUGCAGUCAUUAACAUCACCUCACUGCUGGGCUCCGUGGAACUCAACUGGGGUGACCGUGCUAACAACUUCAAGUGGUACCCCUAUAGGACAUCAAAGAGUGCACUGAACAUGGUGACCAGGUGUAUGGCAGUGGACCUGGAGGCUGACGGGAUUCUGUGCAUGGCAUUGCACCCUGGCUGGGUCCGCACAGACAUGGGGGGGCAAGAGGCCCCACUGAAUACAGAGGAGAGCAUCUCAUCAGUGCUGUCCGUGAUUGGAGGGUUGACUGAAAAGGAUCAUGGGUCAUUUUUACACUACACUGGGGAACCAUUACCAUGGUGAUCUAGAGGAAAUGGAUUUACAUAGUUUAGAUUAUUAUUUAUUGUUUGCUAAUUAUGUGAUUGUGCUAAAAUCACAUACUGUGUCUCUUAAAAGGAAACAUGGAUUUUUCAACCUGGAUCUUUUUGGAUCCAUAUUUUUAUUAGAGACAUAAAUGAUCGAAAUCGGUCCGUGAAGCGGUGGAAGAUUGCUAGUACAGGAUGAGGCAUCAUGUAAAAUCACAAGGAACAUUGACAAGCUCCAUAAACUAAAUAAGCAAGUUGAUCGUAUUUAGUCUUAGAGCACAAGCCAAGUAAGAAAUCUCAUUUGUAUUUGACUGUGAUUUUGGUUUGUCAUCAAACAGCCCAUAUAAGUCACAUUGCAACCAACUCUUAAACACUUGAAGGGGACUUGAGUGUCAGUACUUUACUAUAACCAGUAACAAGGUAGGCUGGAUGAAGACAGCUAAGUAUUUAGCACCCUUGCCAGCAAUCCAUGCUACUUAAAUGGCAGCUUGCAAAGAUGGUUAACGUUAUUCCUACCAAUAUUUUGCGUAAACCAUUACAGCACAAACCAGUUAUGAAAUUGAAUUUGCCUAUUGCGGUUGUGUUGGUUUGUAAUCAGCAAACAACCCUUAUAAAGUUUUCGCAUUGAAUUCGAGAUAAUUGGCUAAACUACUUUGGUAAUUUCAUUGCAUGCUAGCAAAACCUACGUCUGGUGUGUUUGAUACUUUUCUGAAAGGUCAGCAGGUCAUUGAAACAUUCAACCAACUGCAUGCUUACAAAACAGCGUUCGACUACACACCAACAGCCAGUCGUAUAACACUGGUAAACAGGUCAAAGUUUCUUAGGGAUGAGGGAGUUGUCAACAUUCAACUGUUGGUAAUUUUACACAACAUAAUACGGUGUACUGAUAUCAUUAUGUCAACAAUUAAAUCUCUCAGCAAAUAACUGAGGCAGAGAAAUCUCUUAAUGAACGAAAAGGGGUUUACUAGGAAAUUGUUGGAGACGAUAGCAUUCCAUCAUCUCAUUCAUCAACUUCUGGACUACAUUACCCACAAACCCCAGUGACAACCAUAGGUACAGGAAAGAAUUUACAAGAAUACAUCAAAAGAAUACCCAAGCCUUCAUAAUGUGCAUGUAUUAUUUACCUAAUGUCAGCUGUGCCGAUAAGACACAAAUAUGAAAAUUGUUAUGGUAUCCAAAGUGACCUAGAAACUAAUUUUGGGGGAAAAAAUGUAAUAAACAACAACCAAAGCAUUAUGCACAAUACAACACAAUUCUUAUAACAGUAUUGUAUAUCAGACCAUAACAAAAUGAACUAUAAUAAUAUAGAAAUCGUAGGGCUUGUAACAAAUACAUUAGAAUGACAGAUGAGUUCUAAAGAGGUGAGACUUUAAAUGCUUUGUGAUGCUCUUUGAAUGUACCAUGGCUGUCACUUGAUUAAAUAGCACUAAGUAGGUAAUUUCACCACUGAGGUACCACUAAUGAAAAGAGUUUUGAUUGCCAUAUCUGGCUGUGGAGAGAAGGCAACGACAACAGACGUUCUUCAGAGGAACGUAGUGGUUGACUUUAUCCUAGAUCUUAAUAAGGUGCAUUUCACACAGUGAAAAGAGACCAUCAACUCAUUUUGAAAACACACACAUAAUUGUAAAGGUUACAGUAUGCAACGGCUAAGAGCUGCUGUGGCAUAACCACAGUCGUAUUUUCUAGUGGAAAUGUAUCUGUAGUUGCUGUUAAGAAUGUCAUCUUUUCAUUUGCAUCAAAUUUACACAUAAAGAGGGAAGGGAAGGAUAAGUAGAAACCCAGCGAGAUUUCUAGAAAUCAUGUUGUUUGGAGCAGUAACUGAAAGACUUGAUUGUAUUGUAUAGUUUUCAUAUCAACAUAUUCAGCAUUUCUUGUCAUGAAGCUUCAGCAUCUUGAAACCAAACAAAAUUAUAUGUGAAAAUGUUUAUCUUUAUUUAAGGAAAAAGUGUUUUGGAACAUAUGUGCUGUAUGAUGAAUUGUGGCUUAUAGAAAUAGCCAUCCCUUCAGUAAUAUAUCAACAGCUGACAAGAUUUUAGUUUGUGUCUGUAUUGUGUUACUCCAGAUAUGAAACUGUGGCAUUGAACAAUAAAGCAUGUUGUUGUUGGCA
Molecule: messenger RNA, 3111 nt
Organism: Clupea harengus (Atlantic herring)
Lineage: Eukaryota; Metazoa; Chordata; Actinopteri; Clupeiformes; Clupeidae
Product: SDR family oxidoreductase
Cellular component (GO): cytoplasm
Molecular function (GO): oxidoreductase activity
Source: RefSeq, a predicted model, not a curated record